This is a messenger RNA of Tilletiaria anomala UBC 951, 779 nucleotides long. RefSeq lists its product as uncharacterized. Bases 205 to 654 code for a protein of 149 amino acids. The transcript is spliced from 3 exons. The record is from RefSeq and is a predicted model, not a curated record. Lineage: Eukaryota; Fungi; Basidiomycota; Exobasidiomycetes; Georgefischeriales; Tilletiariaceae.
UUUUACGCCUCGCAACGGGUUUGCGUCGUGCGACGGUUGUGCACUUUGCACUUGUGCUUUCCUUGGCCUUUUCUGCUAACAAAUAAGUUAUCCCCAGACAAAUUGAAUAAUGAUCGAAGCCAUCAAGUUCACAGCCUGCCGAGUACCGAACAUGAGUCUUUCGGUCACGACCGUUCCUGCAACUGAUCUGACUGGCAACAAAGUAUGGGCUCGAGCCCAUCCGCUACCUUCAAUUCAGGGUUAUCCUUUCCUAGGAUCGAGUCACCUCGUGCUCAAAGAACCCAUGCGGACAAGCACAUCAAUAUAAGCUUCCACAUGUUGCAUGUGUCAAGGAUUUCAAGCUGGAGGACGCUGGAAAAAGCCCUCUGCUGGCGAGUCCUCACCCUUCGAGCACCAGUCUUCCCUUACAAUUCUCGAGAAGCGUCUCGCAGCUGGCAGCCCCGUUCAGCAAGAUGCUGGCUGGAACCCGAUGCUCGCCAGGAAAUCAAGACUUUUAUCUUCACGGCUGUCUUUUCUGGCUUGGCUUUGACGAGAUAUAGCUACAUCGAAGGCGUCGGUGGCAGCUGCAAUUUGAUCCUCAAGCACAACCAAGUGAUCCACUGUUUUCUGCGCCGAGUCGGCGUUUUUGGCGCGACCUCCAUCCUCAUAGUUUAGAUCAUCCUCUCAAUAGCAUCAAACGGCACGACUACCUUGGGUUUCCUCUUGAUUCUGAUCAUCGGUUACGGCAUCAGAAGCUAUCGUGCUGGCGCCGAGUACUCUUUCUGUGGCACGGGCUUGAG